Molecule: messenger RNA, 765 nt
Organism: Drosophila novamexicana
Lineage: Eukaryota; Metazoa; Arthropoda; Insecta; Diptera; Drosophilidae
Exons: 1
Coding region: 1-765 (254 amino acids)
Molecular function (GO): oxidoreductase activity
Source: RefSeq, a predicted model, not a curated record
AUGCCCGAAAAUCCUGGAGAGGAUCAGCGUUCCAAAAAGCGAAAGGUGAUGGGUGCUGGCGAGCCGAAGACGACGGAGAAGCUGGAGGCGACCCAGCAGGAGCUGGAAUCCGAUUGGAAUUCGCCCAGUCUUAUGGUACUCUUCGAUGGUGGCGAUCUUAACAAGGCCAUGGAUCAUCUUCUGGCCUCCCUGCAAAAUCCAUUCGCGGAGCAUGCGGUGGCCACACUGUUCAUCCAGGAGAGCGUGCGUGAGCCUGUUAUCAAGCUUUUGGUGGAGCAAUUGAAGCCGCUCGAACCGCAAAUUUAUAAUCAUCCCAAUUAUGUGCGGUCACGGGCCAAGCUGCAACAGCUCAGGUCGGAAACAAUUGUCGGCAAUCCAAAGACGGUGCCAGCACAUACCACGCCCAUGCUGGUCUGUGACAUAUCCCAUAAAUUUUUGGGCGACGGACCAACGGGCAUCAUCACGAUGCACACAUUCCGCACACCCAAAGAUGCUAUCCAGGCUAUUUUGCAGGAGACGCUCGCCUACGGCUCGGUUAGCAUCUGGCAUGAGAAGAUCGCCAGCGCCUAUGAGAUGUGCGAUUUGCUCAAGAAUGACACCUUUAUGAUCAACUGCUUUAAUGUUGAUCUGGCGCCAAUAAUGUCCACCUUCGAAGCCGGCAAAAAUGAUGCGUUGAUCGAAGGGAGCUAUCACUACGAGAUCCUAACCAAAAAUGAGAAGAGCAAGAUCGUUGUCAGUGUCGCAGGCUCCAUAUUUGCCAAUUGA